Chroicocephalus ridibundus (black-headed gull) is the source of this 3020-nucleotide messenger RNA. RefSeq names its product cadherin-10. The transcript is spliced from 11 exons. Gene Ontology annotation, molecular function: cadherin binding; calcium ion binding. Gene Ontology annotation, biological process: multicellular organism development; homophilic cell-cell adhesion; cell-cell junction assembly. Bases 649 to 2355 code for a protein of 568 amino acids. NCBI's taxonomy places the organism in Eukaryota, Metazoa, Chordata, Aves, Charadriiformes, Laridae. Gene Ontology annotation, cellular component: catenin complex; adherens junction; plasma membrane. The record is from RefSeq and is a predicted model, not a curated record.
GCUGCGGCUCCAUCGGCAGCGCCUCUCUCUCCCGCUCUCGUCCUCGGAGGGAGAGUGAGUGUGUGCGUGUCUCUGCGUGUGUGCGCUGGUAAUGGUCUGUGUCUCUCCUUUUUUUUUUUUUUUUUUUUUUUUAAUCAGGAGCUCUGAAUGAAAGCCAGUCAGUGGGAGAGCUCCCCCUUAGCUUUGGUUCCCGGCUGUCCAGAGUUAAGUGAUGCUGGGAGAAAAAGCCUGAGUUAGAUCCAAGUAGGAUCAGUCUUAGAAAAUAAUAGGAGAAAACAAACAACAACAAAAAAAGGACUCUAACAGCUCGUUUUUCAGUCUGGUUGGGGUGAACACUACUCCACUUUCUCAGAAGCAGAAUAAAAGUUCCAAAAGCAGACAUACAUUACUGCAGAAAGACAGACAAAAAGAGGAAAUUGUUUACUAAAGAAAGAACAUCUCAGCUGGAAAAGACCAACGUCCGGUAGCAACCAGUAAAUGGAAGUCUGAGAAGUGCAUCAGGGUUUGCUUACUAUGUACAGUUCAGAGAUGAGUUGCGGGAAGCUGCUUGCCUGCAUCAGCAACUAGAGACAUAAAGAGCAAGUCAAGAAAAACAACACUGUAGACUCCAUUGCUGACCAGCUUGAAGAGCAUCAGCAGUGGAGAACUAUGACAAUACAGCAAGUCCUAUUGCUUCUGCUGCUCUGGAUGUGGUUGCCGCAUCCCUGCCAUACAGAAAUGCUGUUCAGAAGGACUCCUGAUCUCAGACCCAAAAGCUUUGGAGGACGUGCAUCAGGGAAUGAUGGAAAAGCAAUUCACCGCCAGAAGCGAGGCUGGAUGUGGAACCAGUUUUUCCUUUUAGAGGAAUACACAGGAUCUGAUUAUCAGUAUGUAGGCAAGCUUCAUUCUGACCAGGACAAGGGAGAUGGAUCCCUCAAAUACAUUUUGUCAGGAGACGGGGCUGGUACUCUUUUUAUAAUUGAUGAGAAAACAGGUGACAUUCAUGCUACUCGGAGAAUUGACAGGGAAGAGAAAGCCUUUUACACGCUGCGUGCCCAAGCUAUUAAUAGAAGAACUCUGAGACCAGUGGAACCUGAAUCUGAGUUUGUCAUCAAAAUCCAUGACAUCAAUGACAAUGAACCAACGUUUCCAGAAGAAAUUUACACUGCUAGUGUUCCUGAAAUGUCAGUAGUGGGUACUUCUGUGGUGCAAGUUACAGCUACUGAUGCCGAUGACCCUUCAUACGGAAACAGUGCCAGAGUAAUUUACAGCAUACUUCAGGGACAGCCAUAUUUCUCUGUGGAACCAGAAACAGGCAUCAUCAGGACUGCUUUGCCAAACAUGAACAGAGAGAACAGGGAGCAGUACCAAGUAGUUAUCCAGGCAAAGGACAUGGGAGGCCAGAUGGGUGGAUUAUCAGGGACCACCACCGUGAACAUCACUUUGACUGAUGUCAAUGACAAUCCACCUCGAUUCCCCCAGAGUACCAUCCACCUCCGCAUUCCUGAGUCCUCCCCAGUUGGGACAGCCAUUGGCAGCGUCAAAGCCACAGAUGCAGACACUGGAAAAAAUGCAGAAGUAGAAUACAGAAUUAUAGAUGGCGAUGGGACAGAUAUGUUUGAUAUUGUGACACAGAAGGACACACAGGAAGGCAUCAUAACUGUGCGAAAGCCACUGGACUAUGAGACGAGACGACUUUAUACCUUAAAAGUAGAAGCUGAGAAUACCCAUGUGGAUCCACGCUUCUAUUAUCUUGGGCCUUUCAAAGAUACAACUAUUGUGAAGAUCUCUGUAGAAGAUGUAGAUGAACCUCCUGUCUUCAGCAGAUCUUCUUACCUUUUUGAGGUGCAUGAAGAUAUUGAGUUGGGGACAAUAAUAGGAACAGUAAUGGCACGGGAUCCUGAUUCAGCCUCAAGUCCAAUAAGGUUUUCUCUGGAUCGUCAUACUGACCUUGACAGGAUAUUUAAUAUCCAUUCUGGAAACGGGUCCAUCUAUACUUCUAAGCCACUUGACCGUGAGAUAUCACAAUGGCACAAUCUUAGCGUUAUAGCAGCUGAGAUCAACAACCCCAAAGAUACUACUCGUGUUCCUGUCUACGUAAGAAUUUUGGAUGUUAAUGACAAUGCCCCACAGUUUGCUGUAUUCUAUGAUACUUUUGUCUGUGAAAAUGCAAGAGCCGGCCAGCUUAUUCAAACCAUAAGUGCAGUAGAUAAAGAUGACCCUCUUGGUGGACAAAAAUUUUUCUUCAGUUUAGCUGCUGUUAACCCUAACUUCACUGUUCAGGAUAAUGAAGGUAAAGUUCAUGCCUGUUCCAGGGAAAGUGUUUUAUCUUUGCUGUCUGGACUAUAUUUGCUUUUGGUGUCUAUCAAUAAGUAGAGAGGCCAUUGAGGUUGCUGCUAGCAAGAAAAAUAAUUUUACCUGAAUGUUUGUAGUUUAGGACUUCUACAUUUUUAUGUGUGUAAGGGAGGCAAAAAUUAGGAUGGCAAAAAUGUGAUAAAACAAAUUGUAAAGAAAAUCAGUCAAAGUGUUGGUUUGGGGUGAGUAGCCAGAUGAAGUGCUUGACUGAAGGAGAAAAAAAGGUUUCAAAAAUGGCUCUACCUGAUUAGUUCAGAUUUUCCACUUUAUCCUUCUGUCACAUAGCUCUUUUUCCCUUGGUCUUCUGUUUUUUCUUCUUUCUGACCAUUAAUGAAAAUAAUAGUUCUGAGCACAUAGCCACUUUGUCUUUUCUUUUAGUCCUUUGUCAAUCUUUAUCAGAGAAAAUUUUCAGAAGAUUCUGUUGGAGAAGGGGAACUAUGCACCCAUUUUGGCCCUCAUUGUCUGUAUGACUAACUGAGAGAGCUCUAGAUUACAGAAGAAAUAAAUGAGGGGUACAUGAUACCAGCCUUCAAAUGUAUUAAAGGCAUAAAGGCAAUGGAAAUAAUCCUUUUUUCCUGAUGAACAUUGCAGGAAGUAAUAGCCUGCAAACAACAUGAAAAAUUUUAGGUUAGACAGAGAAAAAAAUUCUAACAGUAGGGAAGGUGAAGAAAUGAAAUCAAAUUGUU